Molecule: messenger RNA, 766 nt
Organism: Tripterygium wilfordii
Lineage: Eukaryota; Viridiplantae; Streptophyta; Magnoliopsida; Celastrales; Celastraceae
Product: ubiquitin-60S ribosomal protein L40
Exons: 5
Coding region: 135-521 (128 amino acids)
Biological process (GO): modification-dependent protein catabolic process; translation; protein ubiquitination
Cellular component (GO): nucleus; cytoplasm; ribosome
Molecular function (GO): protein tag activity; ubiquitin protein ligase binding; structural constituent of ribosome
Source: RefSeq, a predicted model, not a curated record
GACUCUGGUUGCCGACUGUCUAAAAAGCCCUAGCAACCGAAACCCUAACUAUAAAAGCCUAGCAAACACCGUCUCGUGCUCAAAGUCACAAACACAAAUUUACCCUAGAUUGGUUGUGAAGAGAGCAAGCAAAGAUGCAGAUCUUCGUGAAGACCUUGACCGGCAAGACCAUAACUCUCGAGGUAGAGAGCAGCGACACCAUUGACAAUGUCAAGGCGAAGAUCCAAGACAAGGAAGGGAUUCCACCGGAUCAGCAGAGGUUGAUUUUUGCUGGAAAGCAACUUGAAGAUGGUCGUACUUUGGCUGACUACAAUAUUCAGAAAGAGUCGACACUUCACCUUGUGUUGAGGCUUCGUGGGGGGAUCAUUGAGCCUUCUUUGAUGGCUUUGGCUAGGAAAUACAAUCAAGAGAAAAUGAUCUGCCGCAAGUGUUAUGCUCGUCUGCAUCCUCGUGCUGUGAACUGCAGGAAGAAGAAGUGCGGUCAUAGCAACCAGUUGAGGCCCAAGAAGAAAUCCAAGUGAUCAAUGGUAGUUGCUCUCUAUAGUGCCAUGAAAGAUGAAAUUGAUGUUGAGUGUUUUUCCUGUGUUUUGUUCUUUAUGGUCAGCUAGACAUGUGGAUUUGGAGUUAAAAACAAUUAAUAGCUCCAUAUUUUGGUAGAUGACGAUUGCAUCGAAUUUGGUAGCAUUGCUUUUGGUUCUUUAUGUUCAAUUAGACAUAUGGAUUUGGAAUUUAACAAUGAAUAUCAUUGUAUUUUUGGUGCACUACA